Messenger RNA from Condylostylus longicornis, 2463 nucleotides. RefSeq names its product prolyl endopeptidase-like. The transcript has 7 exons. Gene Ontology annotation, cellular component: cytosol. NCBI's taxonomy places the organism in Eukaryota, Metazoa, Arthropoda, Insecta, Diptera, Dolichopodidae. Gene Ontology annotation, molecular function: serine-type endopeptidase activity; oligopeptidase activity. Bases 49 to 2313 code for a protein of 754 amino acids. The record is from RefSeq and is a predicted model, not a curated record. Gene Ontology annotation, biological process: proteolysis.
GAAUUUUCAACCCUGUGGUAAAAUUAAAUUGAAUGUCAAGUAGCCACAAUGAUAUUUGCAAUUAAAAGGCUUUUUCAAAUUGUAUCAUCGAAAAGUGUUCUAAAAUUGGUUUGGAAUUGUAAGAAUAUUUCUGAAUUUCAUAAUUUUGUAUCCCUGUUAUUAUUUAAAAUGUCUAAAUCUCAGUCAUUUUUGUACCCUAUCGCUCCAAAAAGCAAAACGGUUGAUAAUUUUCACGGGACAGAGAUUACAGAUCUUUAUAGAAGCUUGGAAGAUCCAGAUUCUGAAAUAACCAAAGAUUAUGUAGAACAACAAAAUAAAAUUAGCCAACCAUUUUUGGAAGAUUGUCCCGAAUGGAAGAAAUUUAAUGAAAAAAUAACUAAACUGUGGAAUUAUCCAAAAUAUACUUGCCCAUGGCGUGAAGGCGAUAACUACUAUUUUUUUAAGAAUGACGGUCUUCAAAACCAAAGUGUUUUAUUUAAAUUGAAAAAUUUAAAUGAUCCAGAUCCAAGGGUUUUUUUAGAUCCUAAUCAGUUAUCUGAAGAUGGUACGGUAGCAUUAUCAACAACAGCUUUUUCAGAUGAUGGGAAAAUUUUUGCUUAUGGUUUAAGUGAAAGUGGUUCAGAUUGGAUAAAAAUUAAAAUUAAAGAUGUAGAAACAGAUAGGGAAUAUGGGGAAGUUUUAGAGAAAAUUAAAUUUUCCUCGAUUGCUUGGACGCACGACAAUAAGGGAUUUUUUUACUCCCAAUAUCCUGAUCAAGAUGGAAAAACUGAUGGAUCUGAAACUCAAGCUAAUGAAAAUGAGAAAUUAUUUUAUCACCGCAUAGGUGAUCCACAAAGUAACGACACCUUAUGUGUCGAAUUUCCUAACGAACCAAUAUGGCGAACAGAUCCAAUUGUAUCAGAUUGUGGAAAAUACUUAAUUCUCAACGUGGUAAAAGAUUGUAGAGAUAAUAUGGUUUAUUAUGCUGAUUUAGAAAAAGAAGGACACAUUACAAAAAACUUAACUAUAUACCCCAUUAUAAAUGAGUUCGAAGCAGAUUACGAAUACAUCACUAACAACGGAUUAAAUAUGAUCUUUCGAACAAAUAAAGAUGCCCCAAAUUAUCAGCUUAUUGUGAUUGAUUUUAAUAAUCCAAAUAAGAAACAUUGGAAAACUCUCAUAAAAGAACACGAUACUGAUGUAAUAGAUGAGGUUUUAUGUUGUGCGCACAAUUAUCUUAUUAUUUCGUAUAUGCAUGACGUGAAGAAUGUUUUAAAAGUAUUCGAUUUAACGUCGGGGAAUUAUAUUCGUGAUUUUCCUUUAGAUAUUGGAACAGUCUCUCUUAGCGGUGAAAGGAAGUUUACAGAAAUAUUUUUCACAUUUAUAUCUUUUUUAAACCCAGGAACUAUAUAUCGGUUUGAUUUUGCGAACGGUAUCCAAUCAGAACCAGAAGUAUAUCGUGAUAUAAAGCUUAAUUUAAAAAAAUUUGAAAAAGAGGACUACAUUGUUGAACAAAUUUUUUACAAAAGUAGAGACAACACAAAAGUGCCUAUGUUUGUUAUACGAAAAAAAACCAAGGAGGUUCAACCUAGACCGUGCUUGCUCUAUGGUUAUGGUGGAUUCAACGUAAGCUUAAAUCCAACUUUCAAUAUCACUGGACUUAUGUUUAUAGACACCUUUGAUGGAGUAUUGGCAUAUCCAAACAUUAGGGGGGGUGGCGAAUAUGGAGAAAAAUGGCAUAAUAGUGGACGCUUACUUAACAAGCAGAAUGUUUUUGAUGAUUUUCAACACGCAGCUAAAUAUUUGAUAAACAACAAAUAUACAACCAAAAAUAAACUUAUGAUUCAAGGUGGUUCAAACGGUGGAUUAUUAGUUGGGGCUUGUAUUAAUCAAACCCCGGAGUUGUUUGGUGCUGCUGUGGCUCAAGUUGGCGUAAUGGACAUGUUGCGAUUUCAUAAAUUUACUAUUGGAAUUGCUUGGUGUUCCGAUUAUGGGAAUCCAUCUGAAAAAAAGGAAGAUUUUGAAAAUCUUUAUAAGUAUUCUCCGUUACAUAAUGUCCAUGAACCAAGAAACGACAUCGAAGAGUAUCCUUCAACAUUACUCUUAACUGCAGACCAUGAUGAUCGCGUAAGUCCAUUACACUCUUUAAAAUUUGCAGCGGCGUUACAGGAUGCUGUUAGAUCGUCAAAAUUCCAAAACAAACCUAUUUUGCUGCGUGUUUAUACGAAGGCCGGUCAUGGUGCAGGAAAGCCUACUGCGAAAAAGAUAGAGGAAGCAACUGAUAUCAUGACUUUCGCUUUUAAGAGUUUGGAAAUAGACCAAGUAAAUUUAUGAUUCUUGUCAUAGCAUAAAAGAUGAAUUGUUUUAUAAUGUAUAAAUUGCAUUUUUAUAUUAUGCCUUGUUAAACUUAUAAUCGCAUUUCCGCGCAUUUUUUGAAAUAAAAUAUCCCGUAUGAAUACCAAAAAAGUUUUCUUUUUUUUUUGU